Messenger RNA from Priapulus caudatus, 3457 nucleotides. RefSeq names its product zinc finger protein 26-like. Gene Ontology annotation, biological process: regulation of transcription by RNA polymerase II. Bases 242 to 3457 code for a protein of 1071 amino acids. The transcript has 11 exons. The record is from RefSeq and is a predicted model, not a curated record. Lineage: Eukaryota; Metazoa; Priapulida; Priapulimorpha; Priapulimorphida; Priapulidae. Gene Ontology annotation, molecular function: RNA polymerase II transcription regulatory region sequence-specific DNA binding; protein binding; DNA-binding transcription factor activity, RNA polymerase II-specific. Gene Ontology annotation, cellular component: nucleus.
UCGUGGUUGUGGUAGACGGAAUGUAUUGAAAAUAGCUAUUAUAAGCAGGAAUUGACCAAGACUAUCUGAAAUACACUGUCGUGUAUGUUCGGUUUCUAUUGUAUGUGUAUAUAUAGAAAAUGUGUUAUACCCUACAAACAUUAGUGUAUCCCGAUCAUACCAAGUACCACCACUGCUGUUGUGGUCAUCAAUAAAACUCGGAUUUUAUUGUGGGUUUUUCGCGUCGGUUCUGUAUUACAGGAUGGCAUCAAAGAAAGCUAAACUUGGCUGUGAUGUUUGUGGAGAUGACCAUGCUACUGAUGACUGUCCACAGUUGGGGCCUGUUACGGAAGUGUGUGAUGCUCAAGUUCAAUCUCGAGCCAGGCUGACACUUCCUGCACAGUUGCAACUAAACACAAGUGGGAAGGGUGUUGUCGCUAAUUCAGUGAUAACUGCCCGUACUAGAUUCGGACCUUUUGAAGCUCCGCGAGUAAAUAUAAAGCGAACUCAAACUUCAGGCUUUGACCUCAUGGUUUUUAACGGUAACAAGACCAUUUUACUUCAAAUAGACAUAGAGAAUGAGUGCAAUUGGAUGUGUCUCGUUCAGCCUGCAACUUGUUCAGAUGAACAGAAUCUCAUGGCUUUGCAGAUGAAGGAUGACAUAUUCUACAUAACCACACGAGACAUCUCUGCAGGAGAGCAGUUGAAGGUUUGGUAUGCACCUGCAUAUGCUGAAAAGCUCCAGAAACCACCAAAUCCAGAACCAUUACCUUUGACAUUGCCAGAUACCAGAAAGAUACCUAAGAGUGCAAAUACUGUGAAGAAAGCCCCACGCCCGAAAUCUCAUCUUCAUCAUUUCAACAUUCACUGCAAGAAAUGUAAUGUGGUUUCUCCAACAAGGCCUGAUUUUGUUGCUCACCUCAGGAAUGUUCAUGGUACAUUUACGAGAAGAAAACAGAAGAACCCUGAGGUUGAAGAAGGCGCUGAACGUCCAUCUGCAGCGGAUAACUCUCCAGCAGUGAGCGAAGAGGCAAAACCGACUGACCCCCUAACACCUGAGCAAAGUAACUCUACUGUUGAUAGCUCUGAAGCUCCCUCAACUAGUUAUAUUCCAAGGUCCAGGCGCAGAAACGUGAAACCAAAACGGUUCUUCGACGAAGACACAAAACCUUUCGAGCGGAGUGAUUCUGCAAACUUUACUCCCGUGCUCUCAAUGUGUGACCUCGACGACGAAGGCGUCAACGAAGCAGGAGUAAUCUUGGAAGUUAGGGAUAGAGAAGAAAUAGAUGAGGAAGGUGAGAAGAAGGACUCUACUGAAGAACUCGCAACUCCAAACUCAGGACGCCUCGGCGAUGACACGGAGGAUAUUAAUUGGACGUGUGACGUCUGUGAUGCAACCCAUGAGACGCAGGACCAGCUGCGAUCGCACGUCCUCGAUGAUCACGCCGCGGAAUUCACCUGCGCCGACUGCCAGCUCACGUUCCUACGCCAGGAGAAGUUGCAGAACCAUCUGUGUGAGGACAGCGCGAGUUCGGGGUCGUUCUUCUGCGCCGACUGCCCGAAGUUGUUCGCGAACCAGCGGCUGCUCGAUCGCCACACGACUUGCCACGGCGCGUCGGGCGCGUACUACUGCGAGACGUGCCACGCGUGUUUUGCGACGAGACGCGCGAUGACGGACCACUCCUGCCGCUGUGAAGACGGCGAGGCUUUCCGCUGCGAGAUCUGCGGCGAUCGCUUCGUGAACGAGCUCUACCUGCAGCGCCACCUGGCGGCGACGCACGAGCGGAGGUUCGCGUGCGACACCUGCGAGAAGACGUUCGUUCUCGAAAAGCGGUUGACGGUGCACGCGGUCGUCUGCGAGGGCCUGCGCUCGAUCGCGCAGAACGCGGCCGCGCAGUGCCGCCGCUGCCUGCAGAUCUUCACGGACGGGACGGCGUUCGAGCGGCACGCGUCCUCGCACACCCACCCGCACGAGUGCGCGCGCUGCCGCCGCAGCUUCGCGAAGUCUCUCAGCCGGUUGCUGCACGCGUGCCAGCGGCGCGGGCGUGGCGGGCGAGGCAGCUUCGCGUGCGCGGAGUGCGGGCGCGCGUUCGACGACGCCGCGAAGCUGUUGCGUCACGCGCGCGUGCACGAGCGCGCGCCGUUUGAGUGUGAGUACUGCCGUCGCGUGUUCGCGCGCAAGGACCUGCUGCUGCGGCACGGCCGCGAGUACCUCGUCGAGCCGCGCGUCUGCGAGACGUGCGGCGUGUCGUUCACGAGCAAGAGCGCGCUCGGCAUCCACGCGAAGACGCACGGCGACAAGACGCACGCGUGCGAGCUGUGCGCCAAGCGCUUCCACCGCAGCGACACGCUGAAGAUCCACUACGGCGUGCACACGAACGAGCGCAACUUCCAGUGCGCGCAGUGCGGCAACCGGCUGAAGAGCAAGGCGGCGCUGCGCGUGCACCUGAUGAGCCACACGGGCCUGCGACCCUUCACCUGCGACAUCUGCGGGCAGCCGUUCGCGCAGAAGGGCAACAUGGAGAAGCACCGCGAGAAGCACGACCCGAACCGCUGCUACAAGUGCGGCUGCUGCGAGAAGACGUUCGCCGACAAGGUGUACGCGCGCGUGCACGAGCUCGAGCACACGGCGACGACACGCUUCGGCUGCAAGCUCUGCCACAAGACGUUCGUCAAGCUCUACCUGCUCAACAACCACGUGCGCGAGGCGCACUCGAGCGAGACGUACGUCUGCGAGUUCUGCGGCAUGGCGAUCAAGAUGAAGCACAGCCUGAAGCGGCACAUGCUGCGCAAGCAUGCAGACGCGCGCGACGUCUGGCAGCGCGCCGACUACUUCAAGACGCAGCGCAAGGCCGACAUCGACGACGGCAACGCCGCGCCGACGGUCGUGCGCGUCGACAGCCUCAACGCGGGCGCGGGCGCCGCCGGCGAAGUCGUCACGAUCACGGACGAGGCGGGGAAUCUCAUCGAGACAGGCUUCGAGCAGAUCCUGCUGCUGUCGAACCUGGCGACGGAGGACGGCGCCGCCGUCGCCAUCAACCCCGAGCAGAUGGAGGCGAUCGGCGAGGCGCUGCAGGCCGUCGAGUCGCUCGAACACGGCGUUGCCACGACGACAAUGACGACGACCGAUCAGCCCGCCGAAGUCGCGGUCCCGCUCGGCGGAAACGACGAGAUCGCCGCGGCGACGGGAGACGGCGAGGGGUACGUCGCCGCGGAGACGGCGGGGGAGGCGGCGACGACGGGUGGCAGCACGACGUUGUCGAUCAACAUCAACGGCGUGCAGACGACGGCCGUGAUACCCGUGGAGAAUCCGACGCAGGAGCAGAUACGCGACGUCGUGCAGCGCAUCAUGCAGCUGCCGCAGAUCGCCAGGGACCACUGCGCGAAGGAUCGCUGGCAGCGUCAGCUGCGGGGAAUAACCUCAUACGUGAAUAAUCUCCACGGUCUCGGCACGACUCAUUUACCGUUAGAGUUUUGA